Messenger RNA from Arachis ipaensis, 654 nucleotides. The record is from RefSeq and is a predicted model, not a curated record. Lineage: Eukaryota; Viridiplantae; Streptophyta; Magnoliopsida; Fabales; Fabaceae.
AUGAGGUACGACGGAACCCAAGACCCACAGGAGCACCUUACGGCCUUCGAGGCCAGAAUGAACCUGGAGGGAGUAGGGGACGAGGUAAGGUGUCGCGCCUUCCCGGUCACCCUCGCGGGACCUGCGAUACGGUGGUUUAAUAGCCUCCCGCAGGGCUCGGUGGCCGAGUUCUCAGAUAUAAGACACGCCUUCUUAGCCCAAUUCACUACCAGAAUAGCCAAGGCAAAGCACCCAAUCAACCUGCUUGGAGUGACGCAGAGGUCCGGAGAACCGACAAGAAAAUAUUUGGAUCGUUUCAACGACGAGUGCCUGGAGAUCGAUGGACUAACCGACUCGGUCGCCAGCCUAUGCCUGACGAACGGACUCCUAAACGAAGACUUCAGAAAACACCUCACGACGAGACCAGUGUGGACAAUGCAGGAGAUCCAAUGCGUAGCCAGAGAAUACAUCAAUAACGAAGAAGUCAGCCAGGUUGUGGCUGCCAAUAAGCAGCAGCCCUCCUUCAACCAAAACCGGCACCACGGAAGCGGAGAAAGGCGCCAGGAACACGCCAGAGACGGCGCUCCGAGUAAGAUUCCCAGACCGUUUCCUCGUGUCGGGAAGUUCACUAACUACACUCCUCUCACCGCACCUAUCAUGGAAGUUUAUCAAUAG